Messenger RNA from Stylonychia lemnae, 1815 nucleotides. The record is from the annotation of a GenBank genome assembly. Lineage: Eukaryota; Ciliophora; Spirotrichea; Sporadotrichida; Oxytrichidae.
AUGUCAUUUCACAUAAAGAUUGGUAACUAUCGAUUUUCAAAGAACUUAGGGACAGGCUCUUUCGGAAAAGUCAAGCUUGCAUUCAAUGAGAUCAGUGGGCAUAAGGUCGCUAUUAAAAUCAUGAAUAAAAAAAAGAUAAAGUAGCAAUAAGUUUUUGACAAGAUAAAGCGUGAAAUAAAAGUCCUCAGGCUUUUCAAUCAUCCACACAUUAUCAAGCAUUAUGAGUUCAUUGACACUCCAUCAGACAUAUUUAUGGUUAUCGAAUUUGCAUCAGGAGGUGAGCUUUUCGAUUUAAUUUCAAGAAGAGAAAGAUUAGAUGAAAGUGAGGCAAGAAGAUACUUUCAGUAGAUAUUCUCAAGCAUUGAAUACACUCAUUUCCACAAAAUCACUCAUCGUGAUUUGAAGCCAGAAAAUUUACUACUAGAUGAGAAUAACAAUAUCAAGUUGAUCGAUUUCGGACUCUCGAAUUCAAUGAAGGAUUCGUAAUCACUGAAAACAGCUUGUGGCUCUCCCAACUAUGCAGCUCCUGAGAUUAUUAGUGGUAGGUCAUACAGUGGAGUAGAGGUUGAUAUCUGGUCUAUGGGAGUUAUAUUAUAUGCUAUGGUUUGUGGUACUUUGCCUUUCGAUGACGAUUCUAUGACUCAACUUUUCAAUAAAAUUAAAGAGGGUAAAUAUUACAUGCCUAACAAUAUUUCGCCUGAUGAUCUCCCUUCUUAUCUUCUGAACAUUUCCUAAAUAUCAUAAAAUCCAUAACCAGUUGAUGAAGAAAUCGUGAAAAAGCUAUUCACACUUAAUCUUAAUUUACAAGGAAGAAAUUAUCAAGAUGUGCUUUAAUCAAUUUAAGAAAAGAAAAAUACAGAUUAUUGUGGAGUUUACGAACUAUUCUACCAUGACAAGAUAAAGAAGGAGUGCUUUUAAUAGCAAAAUACUAACAUUGAGUUAAAAUAAGAUAAGCAGCAUCGUAAAUAAUUCAAGUCGCUUAAGUCUCUUAUUUUUUCUCAGAGGAAUCAGUAGCAAUUCUAAAAUAAUAAUUCAAUCAUGAUGAGUUUGCUACCUGAAAAGCAUGAUCUUAGACUGAAGAGAAUAAUUAAUAAGAUGAAGUCGGGAAAGAGCAGAUUUGAUGAAACCCCAAAGGGUAUAUAUAAAGAGGAAAGUAAACGAACUACUAGAAUAAACUCCUUGAUGUCAACCACUAUAGAUGGUUAGAGUACCCUAUCCUAAUCUGGUGGUUAUCUAGAUUUACAAACAAUAUAGAUUUCAGAGGAAAAGCAAUUAUUAACUCAUAAAUAACACUGGAUAUUCGGUGUAAAUAUUACGGGACCUCCUGUUGAAAUUAUUGAAUUGGUCUGCCUUAUACUACAGAACCUUAAUUUUGAGAUGAAACUAAAAUGCUAGCUUAUAAUAGAUCAUGCUGAUAUUUAGUCUGAUAACGAUGAGUAUUUGUAGCAGUAUCUAAAGAAAAAGUUUUUCAAAUUCUACGUUAAUCUCUAUAAAUAGCAAGCUAAGUAGAAUGAUGAUAGAUAUUUGAUUGAUAUCCACCUAUUCAAAGGUAAUCCAAUGCUUUUUACAGACUUUGCGAAGUCAUUUCUCAAUCUAAUGUAUCAAAGUUGCCAAGUUGUGAUGAAACCCCCUGAAGAAAGACAUAGUACUCCAAGCAAGAUGAUGGGAUUGAAACUUGAUGAUAUUAUGGUCAGCAAAGAGGGAAUUUAUAAAUAGCAUCCUCAGGAAGACCCUAAGCUCAGGACCCCGGAGUAGAUUAAAAAUCUUGGGGAAGGGCAUAUCCCACUUUUCACAAAUUUGACAGUAGUAAUAUGA